Messenger RNA from Trichoderma reesei QM6a, 2004 nucleotides. RefSeq lists its product as uncharacterized. Gene Ontology annotation, biological process: mRNA splicing, via spliceosome. The record is from RefSeq and is a predicted model, not a curated record. The transcript is spliced from 2 exons. The coding region runs from base 1 to 2004 and encodes 667 amino acids. Gene Ontology annotation, cellular component: post-mRNA release spliceosomal complex. NCBI's taxonomy places the organism in Eukaryota, Fungi, Ascomycota, Sordariomycetes, Hypocreales, Hypocreaceae.
AUGGACGGGCUGGACGAGUUCGAGAAGAAUCUCGCCGCCGAAAAGGCCGAGCGCGAAAAGUCAGAGCACGAUCGCGAGCGGCAUCGGCACCACAGCCACAAGCACAGGCACCACCAUCGAGAAGAGCGGGACAGAGAUCGAGAUCGAGACGGCGAAGAGCGACACAGACAUCGCCAUCGCGACAGCGAGAGAGACGGAGAGCGCGAGAGAGACGGAGAGCGCGAGAGAGACAGAGACAGGCACGACAGCGCCGAGCAAGACAGAAAGCCGAGCGACGACGCAGAACCAGGAUCAAAGACACUGGAGCGCGAUGCUUGGAUGACGGCGCCUUCAGCCUUCGAAGUCGAGCACGUCCACCGUCCAGGGCAGAACAAACCACGAUCGCCGACGCCCGAACCUCCCAAACGAGUGAUACACAGUCGCGAGCUCAACAGCGGCCACCUCGAGGACCUGAACAGCGGCAAGGCGCCGGCAAACCAGGAGCAGACGUCCAAGAGGACAGUCGACUACACGUUUGGCGACGCGGGCUCAAAGUGGCGAAUGACCAAGCUGAAAGCCGUCUACAACACUGCGAAGGAAACGGGACAACCCGUCGAGGAGGUUGCCUUGAAGCAAUUCGGCAGCCUGGAAUUCUUCGAUGACGCCCGCGAAGAAGAGGAAGAGAUGGAGCGCAGACGACUCUACGGCGAAGAUGCCAAAAGCAAAGACAAGCCUACGGGCGAGCUCUACAACCAGCGGAUAAAGGAGCAGAGGCGUGCAGAACCCGUCAGCCAAGAAGUCCAAGGCGAGAUCAUGCAGGAGAACCCUAUCCAGCCUGUUCCUGUGCCGAUGGACCAAACGGCAUUGAACAGACUGCGCGCCCAGAUGAUGAAGGCAAAGCUCCGGAAGGCUCCCAAUGCCGCCCAACUGGAAGAAGAAUACAACCGUGCGGCAGCCGCAGCAGCCCCCCGCAUCAACGCGCCCGAAGCCGUCGUCCUGGGCGUCAUGGAGAGCCGUCAGCUGGCCGGCACUCGUGCCGAAGUCAAGGCCGUCGACAACAAGCGCGGCCGUGAGCGCGGCCUCGUCGAAGAAAACACAGACAUGACCAUUGAACAGAUGCUCCAGGAAGAGCGCCGGACCAAGGGCCAAGCAGGAGGCGAAGGCCUGCGCCUGGCCGAGCGCAUCGCCAAGGACGCAAAGUUCGACAACGACCUCGAGUACAUGGACGAGAACGCCGAGAAGCUCGCCAAGCGGGUGCACAAGAGCGAGGUCAACCUCAAGAACAUGGCCGUCAGCGAGUUCCAGAAGAUGAACCGCAUCCUCGAGAACUGCCCGCUGUGCCACAAGGAGGACAAGGGCCUGCCGCCGAUUGCGCCCGUCGUGUCGCUCGCGACGCGGGUGUUCCUGACGUUGCCCACCGAGCCGGAGAUUAGCGAGGGAGGGGCGGUGAUUGUGCCCAUUGCGCAUCGGAACAAUCUGCUCGAGUGCGACGAUGACGAGUGGGAGGAGAUUCGGAACUUCAUGAAGAGCCUCACGCGGAUGUAUCACGAUCAGGGACGGGAGGUCGUCUUUUACGAGAAUGCUGCUGCGCCGCAGAGGCAUAUGCACGCUGCCAUGAUGGCGGUGCCUAUCCCGUACGACCAAGGCGCCAUGGCACCAGCCUUCUUCAAGGAAGCCUUUCUCUCGUCUGAUGAAGAAUGGUCUCAGCACCGCAAAAUCAUCGACACGGAGGCGAAAGCCAAAGAAGGCAUGGGCCGGUCCGCUUUCCGCCGGAGCAUCGCCAAGGAGAUGCCCUACUUCCACGUGUGGUUCUCGCUGGAUGGCGGGCUAGGCCACAUUGUCGAGAACGCGGACCGGUGGCCCAAGGGGGAUCUCUUCGCGCGGGAGGUCCUUGGCGGGAUCGUGGAUGCUGAUGCGCAUGUUAUCAAGAAGCAGGGGCGGUGGGCAAAGGUUGACGGGAGGGUUGAGGGGUUCAAGAAGGGGUGGAGGAAGUUUGAUUGGACGAGGGUGUUGGCUGAUGCUUGA